UUCCAUGCGCAAUUGUGUUUCUAAUUAUCAAAUUCCGCAGAAGGCAUCUAUCAGUGUUCGAUGCAAUCGAAAAUUUUCUCAGCGCCGACAACAAUUUGUUGCCCAUUAGAUACUCUUACACACACAUCAAAAAUAUGACCAAGGCCUUCAAGGAGAAGCUGGGAGAAGGGGGCUAUGGUUCGGUUUACAAAGCCAAACUUCGAAGCGGCCGCGAUGUUGCAGUGAAGAUAAUAAGCAACUCCAAGUCCAACGGUCAAGAUUUCAUCAACGAAGUUGCUUCCAUGGGAAGGAUUCAUCAUGUCAACAUUGCUCGACUUGUUGGAUAUUGUGCAGAGAAUUCUAAGCGUGCUCUUGUUUACGAUUUCAUGUCUAAUGGAUCACUUGACAAAUACAUUAAUAAAGGAGCUAAUGCAAGUUUGUUGAAUUGGAAAAGAAAGUUUGAGAUUGCAAUGGGAGUAGCUCGUGGGAUUGAUUACUUGCACCGAGGCUGCGACAUUCAAAUUUUACAUUUUGACAUUAAACCGCACAAUAUCCUUUUAGAUAAGAAUUUCAUUCCAAAAAUCUCUGAUUUUGGUCUUGCAAAACUGUUUCCUACUGAUAAAAGUAUUGUCACUCUUACUGCCGCCCGUGGAACAAUUGGGUAUGUGGCACCAGAGUUGAUCAAUAGAAGCAUUGGAGCCAUUUCACACAAAGCCGAUGUUUACAGCUUCGGAAUGUUACUAAUGGAAAUGCUAGGCCUAAAAAAAAUCCCAGUUACCCGGCAAGAUGAGUCGAGUCAAUACUUCCCGUCUUGGAUUUACAAUGAUAUCAACAAGGGCAAGGUAAUUGAGAUGGGAGAAUUAGAUGAGGAAGAGAAGAGAAUUACAAAGAAGAUGACCAUAGUUGGGCUUUGGUGCAUCCAAACGAGUCCAAUUCCGAGGCCUUCAAUGAGUAGGGUGGUUGAAAUGCUUGAAGGAGAUGUUGAGCUGUUGCAAAUGCCAACUGAUACUUCUUUCCUUUCGGAGCCAAUUAUGGAAAUGGAUCAAGAACAGAGUUCCAUGCCAGAAUCAUCUGAAUCCAUAGCAUUUUUGCCCGAUUCCAACAGCAUUGGUAUAAUUGUGGAUUGAAGUGUAAUUUAUAACUUUGGUGCAGUG
Molecule: messenger RNA, 1133 nt
Organism: Ipomoea triloba (trilobed morning glory)
Lineage: Eukaryota; Viridiplantae; Streptophyta; Magnoliopsida; Solanales; Convolvulaceae
Product: PR5-like receptor kinase
Exons: 1
Coding region: 135-1106 (323 amino acids)
Biological process (GO): protein phosphorylation
Molecular function (GO): ATP binding; protein kinase activity
Source: RefSeq, a predicted model, not a curated record